AUGGCCUCCUCCCCCUGCCCUGAGCCCUGGAGCCAAGGAGGCUCAGAGGGCCUGCAGGGGGAGCUUGUCCUGCAUCAGUGCCUCCGAGGGGCAGUGAUCAGGCCCCCGGUGGCAUCCCAGCCGCAGCACUGUAGCUCCGUGAGUGCAGCCUGGGAGCCCGAGCAGCCGCCACGGCAGCAGAGCCCACCCGAGGGGCAGAACCCGCAGGACACGAGGACCUUGCCGGAUGGGGAAGAGGGCAGAGUCGUCAGUGUGGGACUCAGAGCCGGGCUGGGCCAGCCCAGGGGCCGCUGCGCCGCCACUUCAGCACCUCGGAGAGCGCCGGCGGGGCGGGGCUCGCGGGGCCGGGGGCGGGGCGGGGGCGGAGCGUACGAGACCCCGGCGACGGCGCGGGGGCGCGCGGCGGAGCUCGCGCUAGUCCCGAGAGCGGCGCGCGGUCCGGAGCCGCGCCCUGCCCUGCGCAGGUGCGCCCGCCGCGCCCGCCCCAGCCGAGCCCCGCGGCGGCGGCGGCCUUUCGCCGCGCCCCCGCCUCUUUCCCCUCCGCCGCCGCCGCCUUCGCCGCCGCCGCCUCUGCGCCGCGCUCCGCCCGGAUGGCCAGGGCUGUGCCGGAGAAUGGCGGAGCGAGAGAGCGGCGGCCUGAGCGGGGGGGCCGCGUCCCCGCCUGCCGCCUCCCCGUUCCUGGGGCUGCACAUCGCGUCGCCGCCCAAUUUCAGGCUCACCCAUGACAUCAGCUUGGAGGAGUUUGAGGAUGAAGACCUCUCAGAGAUCACCGAGGAGUGUGGCAUCAGCCUGCAGUGCAAAGACACUCUGUCCUUGCGGCCCCCGCGCGCCGGGCUGCUGUCUGGGGGCGGCGGCGGCGCCGGGAGCCGACUGCAGGCCGAGAUGCUGCAGAUGGACCUGAUCGACGCGGCGGGGGACACUCCCGGCGCCGAGGACGACGACGAGGAGGAGGAGGAGCGCGCAGCGCGGCGGCCGGGAGCGGGGCCGCCGGAGGCCGAGCCCCGCCAGGAGCCCGCGCCCCGCGGCCAGGGCCAGGGCCAGGGCGGCGGAGACACGUAUCGGCCCAAGCGGCCCACCACGCUCAACCUUUUCCCGCAGGUGCCGAGGUCUCAGGACACAUUGAAUAAUAAUUCUCUGGGCAAGAAGCACAGUUGGCAGGAUCGGGUGUCUCGGUCAUCAUCACCCCUGAAGACCGGGGAGCAGACGCCUCCACAUGAACACAUCUGCCUGAGCGAUGAGCUGCCGCCCCCAAGCAGCCCUGCCACCACCAAGGACCGAGGCACCUCUACCGACAGCCCCUGCCGCCGCAGCACCGCCACACAGAUGGCCCCUCCCGGCGGCCCCCCCGCGGCCCCCCCGAGCAGCCGGGGCCACUCGCACCGAGACCGCAUCCACUACCAGGCGGACGUGCGGCUAGAGGCCACCGAGGAGAUCUACCUGACGCCUGUGCAGAGGCCACCGGACCCUGCAGAGCCCACGUCUGCCUUCCUGCCGCCGGCCGAGAGCCGGAUGUCAGUCAGCUCCGAUCCAGACCCUGCGGCCUACCCCUCCGCGGCGGGCCGGCCGCACCCCUCCAUCAGUGAGGAGGACGAGGGCUUCGACUGCUUGUCGUCCCCGGAGCGGGCUGAGCCGCCGGGCGGGGGGUGGCGGGGGAGCCUCGGGGAGCCGCCGCCACCUCCACGGGCCUCGCUGAGCUCGGACACCAGCGCCCUGUCCUACGACUCGGUCAAGUACACUCUGGUGGUGGAUGAGCACGCACAGCUGGAGCUGGUGAGCCUGCGGCCGUGCUUCGGAGACUACAGCGACGAGAGCGACUCGGCUACCGUCUAUGACAACUGCGCGUCUGUCUCCUCGCCCUAUGAGUCGGCCAUCGGGGAGGAGUACGAGGAGGCCCCCCGGCCGCGGCCCCCGGCCUGUCUCUCCGAGGACUCCACGCCGGACGAGCCUGACGUCCACUUCUCCAAGAAAUUCCUGAACGUCUUCAUGAGCGGCCGCUCUCGCUCCUCCAGUGCAGAGUCCUUCGGGCUCUUCUCCUGUGUCAUCAAUGGCGAGGAGCGGGAGCAGACACACCGGGCCAUAUUCAGGUUUGUGCCUCGACAUGAAGAUGAGCUGGAGCUCGAGGUGGACGACCCUCUGCUGGUGGAGCUGCAGGCUGAGGACUACUGGUACGAGGCCUACAACAUGCGCACGGGCGCCCGGGGGGUCUUCCCCGCCUACUAUGCCAUCGAGGUCACCAAGGAGCCGGAACAUAUGGCAGCCCUGACCAAAACCAGCGACUGGGUGGACCAGUUCCGGGUGAAGUUCCUGGGCUCCGUCCAGGUUCCCUACCACAAGGGCAACGACGUGCUCUGUGCUGCUAUGCAAAAGAUUGCCACCACCCGCCGGCUCACCGUGCACUUUAACCCGCCAUCCAGCUGCGUCCUGGAGAUCAGCAUGCGGGGCGUGAAGAUCGGCGUCAAGGCUGAUGAUUCCCAGGAGGCCAAGGGGAAUAAAUGUAGCCACUUUUUCCAGUUAAAAAACAUCUCUUUCUGUGGAUACCAUCCGAAGAACAAUAAGUACUUUGGGUUCAUCACCAAGCACCCCGCUGACCAUCGGUUUGCCUGCCAUGUCUUUGUUUCCGAGGAAUCCACCAAAGCCCUGGCAGAAUCCGUGGGGAGAGCAUUCCAGCAGUUCUACAAGCAGUUCGUGGAGUACACGUGCCCCACGGAAGACAUCUACCUGGAGUAGCCGCGCUGCCCUGCCCUCUCCAUCCCUGGGCCCACAGGCUGCGCUGGGACACCUGGCUGCUGAUGGGACGCAGGCAUUGCUUGAGGAGGGGCGCCCGUCACCACCCGAGGACGGGAAGUGGGGGCCUUUGGCCGAGGGCGGGGUUUCUAGGGAGAGGCAAAUGCAGUUUAUUGUAAUAUAUGGGACUAGAUGCAUCUAUGGAGGACAGAGCAGGCUGCCCAGGGACUGGGAGGCAGCGGGGCUGGGGG
Molecule: messenger RNA, 2975 nt
Organism: Callorhinus ursinus (northern fur seal)
Lineage: Eukaryota; Metazoa; Chordata; Mammalia; Carnivora; Otariidae
Gene: MAPK8IP1
Product: mitogen-activated protein kinase 8 interacting protein 1
Biological process (GO): regulation of JNK cascade; JNK cascade
Cellular component (GO): cytoplasm
Molecular function (GO): JUN kinase binding; MAP kinase scaffold activity
Source: RefSeq, a predicted model, not a curated record